This is a messenger RNA of Annulohypoxylon truncatum, 1495 nucleotides long. RefSeq lists its product as uncharacterized. Lineage: Eukaryota; Fungi; Ascomycota; Sordariomycetes; Xylariales; Hypoxylaceae. The coding region runs from base 474 to 932 and encodes 152 amino acids. The record is from RefSeq and is a predicted model, not a curated record. The transcript has 3 exons.
CUUCGACUGAUCAUUUCUUACAUAUCUUCUCACAUCUCAGAUCUACUAUGACGUGUUAAAAGACCACUCGUCUCCUAUCUAAAGUUAGAGAGGUACGGUACACUGUACUGUGCUAUAUUCAGCUCCCCCACACCCGACGGGAGGGAACUACGACUACGCGGGGGGCCAGCUUCCCAGCGCUUGCAUUACGCAGUUACGCAGUAAUACUCCGUUCCUCCCCCCCACAAAAAGCCCUAUUAGGCCAAGUGCACAAUCCCAAGUAUACAUUCACCCUUCUUACAUACACAUCAUAACUUGGAACCGUAUACUUCUCCAUAAUCGCCAGAAAUUUAACUAGAUAAGCAUCUAUUCGCCCGCCGACGAGAGCGUUUCCCUAGUUUGCCUUAGAUACCCACCAAUAGUCUCGAGCUAGCGAGACCCGGGGAGACUGGAUAGAGGAAGGGAGAAAGGGAGAGUGACCCACGAGAAGAACGAUGAGCGCCCACCAGACCGGCGCAGGAGGCUUUGGCUCUGCUAGACCGCCCAUCGGUAUGCCAGUGCCGGGGGCGACCGCGGCGCCAGUCGAGUCGUUCACGCCCGAAAUGCGGGAUCGACAGGCUCGGGGCAAGGACCCUUAUGAAUCGUCCGAAGGGAGCGGCGGCGACUGGCCGAGCGAGGGCGGUAAGAAGUAUCGGAAGGGCGGCUCCAGGAAGGAGGCCUUCUCCACGGUGGAGAGACGCCGUAUGGCUUCCCAGGUUCUCGAUAGUCCGGAGCUGCUCAUGAUGGCAGCGCAGCGAGAUAAUGAGAGUAUACCAGCAACCCGUUUACGAUAUAUGCGCAUGCUCUGCGGUCUCGAGCAGUUCUCGAAGAAGCCGCAGCGGGGCGGUGUUCCUGCUUCGCGGGUGGCUAGCGUGUCUACGCCCGGCCGCCCCUCUAGGAAGGACACGCGGUGAUUGGCCUCGUCGGGCGGGACAGCGGUCGCGGCUCGGCGGUGAUAGUUGUGUUCGUCCUUGGAGAAAGGGGAGGUGUCUCGGGCUGCUCGAUUCGACAGGAACGUUGUUUUCUAGCCAGCUAUGUGACGUUACGAGGCCCUUCUACGAGGCCAUCUGGGGCCGUCGGAGGUGGCAGGGUUUCAAGAGAUGAGACGGGAUGAGGAGUCAGAAGGACGGUUAGUAGAGGUGAUUUCGUCCAAACCCUAGAUAUAGAUACAAGACUGGAAGGGGAUUCUAGAAGCAGCGCGACCUGACGUGCCGUCUCUCCGCUCGAGCACCUCGCUAUCGAGAGGACAUGGGAAGGAACAGAGCCCGAGUCCGCGGUACAGGCGCACGGUACGCUCUCUGCUCAGUUCCCCUACCGCCCUAAUGGAUACCCCAAGUGUGUGCGUCAUUUCUCUCAUCGAACAAACGUCAUUACAAACUGAGAAACAAACAUUCGGCAUUAAAGGAUUACACAGUCACGGCAGAACGCAUGCAAAUGCAAAACCCCUAUAGGAGGGGAGAAGGGGUAGAGUCGGCGG